This is a messenger RNA of Melozone crissalis (California towhee), 2140 nucleotides long. It is a transcript of the gene CCNC, whose product is annotated as cyclin C. The record is from RefSeq and is a predicted model, not a curated record. Lineage: Eukaryota; Metazoa; Chordata; Aves; Passeriformes; Passerellidae. Gene Ontology annotation, biological process: positive regulation of transcription by RNA polymerase II. Gene Ontology annotation, cellular component: mediator complex; nucleus. Gene Ontology annotation, molecular function: cyclin-dependent protein serine/threonine kinase regulator activity. The coding region runs from base 74 to 925 and encodes 283 amino acids. The transcript is spliced from 12 exons.
GCGGCGCUGUGGCGGCGGGGCCGGGGCAUCACGGGCCCGGGCGCCUCCUCCCCGCUCCGCUCCGCUCCUUCCCAUGGCCGGGAACUUCUGGCAGAGCUCUCACUACUUACAAUGGAUUUUGGAUAAACAAGAUCUAUUGAAAGAACGCCAGAAAGACUUGAAAUUUCUGACUGAAGAAGAAUAUUGGAAGCUACAGAUAUUUUUUACUAAUGUUAUCCAGGCUUUAGGUGAACAUCUUAAAUUAAGACAACAAGUUAUUGCCACUGCUACAGUCUACUUCAAGAGAUUCUAUGCCAGAUAUUCCCUAAAAAGUAUAGAUCCAGUAUUAAUGGCUCCUACGUGUGUGUUUUUGGCAUCCAAAGUAGAGGAAUUUGGUGUUGUUUCAAAUACAAGAUUGAUUUCUGCUGCUACUUCUGUAUUGAAAACUAGAUUUUCAUAUGCCUUUCCAAAGGAGUUUCCUUAUAGGAUGAACCAUAUACUAGAAUGUGAAUUCUAUCUCUUAGAAUUAAUGGACUGCUGUUUGAUAGUAUAUCAUCCUUAUAGACCUUUGCUCCAAUAUGUGCAAGAUAUGGGCCAAGAAGACAUGCUGCUACCUCUUGCAUGGAGGAUAGUGAAUGACACAUACAGAACUGAUCUUUGUCUGCUGUACCCUCCUUUCAUGAUAGCUCUAGCUUGCCUACAUGUGGCCUGUGUUGUCCAGCAGAAGGAUGCAAGGCAAUGGUUUGCUGAGCUGUCUGUUGAUAUGGAAAAGAUUUUAGAAAUAAUCAGGGUUAUUCUGAAGCUGUAUGAGCAGUGGAAGAACUUUGAUGAGAGAAAAGAGAUGGCUACUAUUCUUAGUAAAAUGCCUAAACCAAAACCACCUCCAAACAGUGAAGGAGAACAGGGUCCAAAUGGUAGCCAGAACUCUAGUUAUAGCCAAUCUUAAGGCAUUCCAAAGAAUUAUUUUAUGGACCACUUUGACUCAAGACAUCCUGGGAUAUUUCCUGUGUUCAUGAAAUGGACAGAAGGUUUUAGUAACAUCUUUGACAAAGAACUCGAAGAAUAAAUAGCUUGUUUGUGUCAAGCAUUUUGAAAGCUUUUUCUCUAAAACUACAUCGUUUUCUCUGACUCUGGAACAAAUGUGCUAAGAUUUUUCAGUGUAAGGAAUCAAACUUAAAACCAAGCUGCAAAAGAUUAAUGUUUUUCACUCAAAACAAAUAGUUCAUUAUUGGUUUUAUUUGUGUUGAGGUGAACUGUUUUAGAGCGACAGUAACCUGAGGCCUAAGUGUAACUGUAUUAAUGAUUUGUGUUGUCUUCAUUUUGUUUGUGACUGAAGGAAGAUAGUGCACUCUAUGUUGAAUCUAUCCAUUACCUUCAGUUUUGUUGAGUAAAAAAAAAAUAAAUACAGAUUCUGCAACAAGUAACACAGUCCUUCAGAAACAAAUGCCUAGAAAAGCCUGUAAAGAAUAUUGUUACAGUUCUAAUGAAAACUGCAGGAAAGAAAGUCAGUUGCUAUUUUUGGGUUUAAAAAAGCUGUAUUCCUCAGUAGAUCUACUUGGUUGUUUUUGCCAUGAUACAGUAGCCCAGCUUGCCAGAGAAGUGCAAUAUGUAUAGUGAUUCUGCAGUUUUCUGAAACAUUUCAAGUGUUAGAAAUUAAUACAACCCAACAUACUAGGAUUUUUUUUUCAAAUAAAUGUACUAUAUGGUACAAUCAGAAUAUUUCACAAUCAAGUACAAAUCUGGAUAUUAUUGCUGUUUUUUAUGGUGGAUUUUUUUUGUAGAAAAGAUAUACACUGUUAGUCUGCCUUCACUGUUAGUGUGAAUUUGUGUGGUUCAUUAGAGAGUUUAUUUAAGAGGAUCAAGUGUUUGGUGAGCUUCAUACUGGCUAAUUUUAAUUGGGAUGUUAGGAGCAACUCUAGAAUAACUGAAAUGGGAUUCCUUGGUUACUUUUGUGCUGGAGAAAAUGAGAUUUCUUCAAACAGGCGGCCAUAUCCUGCAUUCCUCACUCAGGAAAAUAUCCCACUGAAGACAGGAAUGGGCCUUAAUUGAUUACUUGAUAUUUUAGAUAACUUUGUUUCUAAGUUCUGUACAAAUUUAUUUUGAAUGAUGAUGCCAACUUGCCCAAGUAUAAAAGUUGAAUGAUAAAGUUCAGUAACAUUGU